GUGUGUCGGUUUGUAUAUAUUAGGAUUUUCUUUGGAUCUGGAAGAGCAGACAGGAUAUCACUGGGAAAAAUGCAUCCCAUUUGUGGAAAAUUUAAAAAAUGAAAAGGCUGAUUUUUUCAAAAUAUGGUGACGCGCCUUUAGUGUUGCAUAGAAGGUGUCUGCUAUGAGUGAAGGUCAUACAGUUAUGCACUUUUGUUCCAUUUGUACACCCCGUUCACGCUGAUUCCGACAAAUUUUUGCGACUUUGACAAAAAUGGAAAAAAUGGACAUUGUCAGUUUUCCCAGUUCUGGCCACAAAGCCUGUUAGACAGGAAAUAUAUACUGUUGUGGAGCGGUUUCUCUAUCGCUUUCCGUCGCCGCGCGAUCCGCUAACACCGAUGGCGCACGCCUUUGCUUAGGCCUGAUUUCGAAAAUUCUAGAAGAGCUCCAGUGUGAUUUUGCCCUUCUAUACUGGCCGCACCUUGGGGCGCGACGCAAAUGGCUUUGUGGGGCGCUCUUCCCAUGUUCCAGCGACCUCUUUCCAUCGGCGGGAAUCGAAUAGACACGCCGCGGCGACGAUCGGCUGCAUUCUCGAAGCCCCUAAUUAGUAAGGAAGGACGCCACCGCAGCUGUUGCGGAACCGCAUGCGCCCGCCGCUGGGCAAACGAGUGGCAGGGGCAUGCCGAUCCGUAGCCCGUGCCGCGAGUUUUCCUUCCUGACGGACUUGAUCGCCCAUGCCGUUCUCGCCGUUGUGAGCGCGUGUGCGUUCGAGCAGUAGCAGGCGCAAGGCACUGUCCGUCCGGUUGUUGGGAGCCUCCGUUGUAUGGUAUAGCCUUGCCGGCCGUGCGCUAUACGAACCUUCUAUUUCUACAGCUGAGUAUCUACCUUGCGUCACCAGCAGCUCGGGCUCACGACUGGUAAAAGCAGCAUACUAGCAGUGCAUUGCGAGAGCAAUCCUUGAUGCGGUCCGAAGUGAUUGCGGAGUUAAAUGCUUCCUCCGAAUAAAUUGCUGCACAUAAUUUUUGCGUCGUUUUUGAAAACAAACCAGA
Messenger RNA from Amoebophrya sp. A120, 1028 nucleotides. NCBI's taxonomy places the organism in Eukaryota, Dinophyceae, Syndiniales, Amoebophryaceae. The record is from the annotation of a GenBank genome assembly.